GAAAGAAUAAAGAUAAGAGCCUCUUUCAUAGUAUCAAUGGCUUCCUUCAACCACUUUGUGUUACUGAUUCUGUUAAUAAUCACUCUUAUUCUAUCCGCUGAAGCAACUAAGGAACGCCGAGCAAUACCAUCAAAGGCAGAAAGGAAUGAAAUGAAGAGACAACUCAAAGCUAUCAACAAGCCUGCAAUCAAGAGUUUCAAGACUGAACAUGGUGAUAUAUUUGAUUGUAUCGAUAUUCACAAACAACUAGCAUUUGAUCAUCAUCUACUAAAAAACCACUCUGUUCAGCUAAAGCCAACAACAGUACCUGAAUGGAUCACUGGAAACAACAUUUCAGGGAGUUUUAGUCUUUUGCAAGAAGGUAUAAGCUGUCCAAAUGGCACAGUAAUUGUAAAAAGGACUACAAUGGAAGAUCUUAUGCAUGCACAACGUUUGAAAUCCAUGGGAUUUGAUGGCCCGAGACCUUUUCUAACAAAGACAACCAACAACACUAAUUCAAAUGGAAAAUUAUACGUUGCAAGAGGUAACUAUGGACCAGAUCUUUUUGCUGGAGUAAGAGGAAACCUUAACGUAUGGAGACCAAAAAUCUUGGAAGAUCAAGUUAGUGUUGCAUACAUAGCAGUUGGUGGAGGUGCUAAAGAUAAUUUCGCCAGCAUUUCUGUUGGAUGGAAAGUGAAUCCAUCGCUAUACCACGGUGAUUAUGCUCGUUUAUAUGCCUCUUGGACUUUACAUGGAAGCAAUACCGGCUGCAACGACAUGUCAUGUCCUGGAUUUGUGCAAGUUAGCAAGACUAUCCCACUUGGUGCCGUUAUUCAACCAACUUCCUACUAUAAGGGUCCACAGUAUGAAUUGCGUUUGACCUUAUAUCAGGAUCACAUCAAGGGAGAUUGGUGGUUUGCAAUUAACGAUGAGGACGUUGGAUACUGGCCAGCAUCAUUGUUCAAGUCCUGGAGAGAAUCUAACGCCGCAAGUUAUGCAUCUUGGGGAGGUCAAGUGUAUAGCCCUGUGACAAAGAAGAGUCCACCUAUGGGAAGUGGUCAUUGGCCUAGUGAGGGCUUCCAGAAAUCUGCUUAUGUUAGCCACCUCCAAAUGAUCCUUGGUGAUGGAAGAGUUUUUAAUCCACAAACGGGUACAGUGAAGUUAUACCAGACCAAUCAAAACUGUUACAAAGCCAGAUUAGUUCAUGAGGUUUAUAAGCCUUGGUUAAAAUCUAUUUAUUAUGGAGGUCCUGGAGGAUGCAUAGGGUAAUUAUUGUUCUAUACGAAAUAAAGAGUAGCAAUAUCUUAAGACUAUUUAAUAGGCUAUACGAAAAAAGCCACAAAUUUGAAAUAUAUCUUAGCAUUACUUGCGCUGUAAUGAAUAA
Messenger RNA from Arabidopsis thaliana (thale cress), 1363 nucleotides. Its product is annotated as carboxyl-terminal peptidase. NCBI's taxonomy places the organism in Eukaryota, Viridiplantae, Streptophyta, Magnoliopsida, Brassicales, Brassicaceae. Bases 37 to 1248 code for a protein of 403 amino acids. The transcript has 7 exons. The record is from RefSeq and is marked reviewed.